Molecule: messenger RNA, 456 nt
Organism: Theileria annulata
Lineage: Eukaryota; Apicomplexa; Aconoidasida; Piroplasmida; Theileriidae
Product: T. parva transmembrane protein 17 homologue, putative
Exons: 2
Coding region: 1-456 (151 amino acids)
Source: RefSeq, a predicted model, not a curated record
AUGGCCCCAGCCUGGGAGUCGCUGGCCAAGACCUUAAAAGGUCAGGUGAACGUCGCUGACGUUGACGUUACCCGAAAUCUUAACCUUGGAAAGAGGUUCCAGAUUCGUGGAUAUCCCACGCUUCUGCUCUUCCACAAGGGCAAAAUGUAUCAAUAUGAAGGUGGUGAACGUACUGUCGAGAAACUAUCAGAAUUCGCUCUAGGCGAAUUUAAGAAUGUCACUGGAGUCCCUGUGCCACAGCCAUUGUCAUUAUUCGCUUUGGUGAGCGACUUUAUGGUGAGUGGUGUGAAUGAGGCUCUGAGAGUGUAUGACGCUGCACUUGCAGGUUUUGUCACGAUCUCCUCAUUCUCGUUCCUCUUUGGACUCCUUGUUGGACUCAUGCUUUCGCUCUUUUUAUUCACCAGAAGAGCCACACGUAAACCUAAAGUCCUGACUGAGCGCAAAAAAGAUAAAUAA